CUGUAUUAUGUCCGGCGUCGGCUUCCGUUCCUCCAUUCUAAUCCUGAUAGCUGAUUGGCCGCAGGCGGUCAGCGCCUCAUUUCAUCGAGACGUACCAGAUACGCAGGAGCUAGCCUAGCUACAGAGUGAAAAUGAGCGUACGCAAGCAGACCCCAAGCGACUUCCUGAAGCAGAUCAUCGGACGGCCGGUCGUAGUGAAGCUCAACUCUGGAGUGGAUUACAGAGGUGUUUUAGCAUGCCUCGACGGCUACAUGAACAUCGCAGUGGAGCAGACCGAGGAGUACGUCAACGGGCAGUUGAAGAAUAAAUAUGGAGAUGCAUUUCUCCGAGGAAACAACGUGUUAUACAUCAGCACCCAGAAGAGGAAGAUGUGAAAGUGUUGCUGUCUGAAUCCUGCAUGUUAUUUCACUGCUCAUAUUUUUUUUCUCUUCUAUUUUAACUGUAGGGCUAAUAGAUGUGUUUUUGUUUGACUUGGCAACUUUUUUGUUUUGUUAAAGUUUGUGUUGCAGUACACACACACACGUGUGAUGUAAUAAAAUCGUUUUUCCUCCACUGAAAACUUUGUUGUAAUUAAUAGUUUUUUUUGUUGUUGUUAUGAUGUACUGUGUUUUUGUCACUGUGGAUGAAACCGACUGCCAAAAUACUGCAAUCUAAAAUCUGAUUUUGAGCUGCAUGUCUGAAUAAAGAGGUGUUUUCUA
Silurus meridionalis is the source of this 698-nucleotide messenger RNA. RefSeq names its product LSM6 homolog, U6 small nuclear RNA and mRNA degradation associated (gene lsm6). Gene Ontology annotation, molecular function: RNA binding. The record is from RefSeq and is a predicted model, not a curated record. Bases 132 to 374 code for a protein of 80 amino acids. Gene Ontology annotation, cellular component: sno(s)RNA-containing ribonucleoprotein complex; U4/U6 x U5 tri-snRNP complex; P-body. Lineage: Eukaryota; Metazoa; Chordata; Actinopteri; Siluriformes; Siluridae. The transcript has 4 exons. Gene Ontology annotation, biological process: maturation of SSU-rRNA; mRNA splicing, via spliceosome.